Molecule: messenger RNA, 1193 nt
Organism: Branchiostoma belcheri (Belcher's lancelet)
Lineage: Eukaryota; Metazoa; Chordata; Leptocardii; Amphioxiformes; Branchiostomatidae
Exons: 12
Coding region: 139-1080 (313 amino acids)
Cellular component (GO): plasma membrane
Source: RefSeq, a predicted model, not a curated record
UGUUAAAAACUUGAAGCUCAUGCAACUUUAGGUUCUAAUUACAAAAAUCCGUCUUUCUUCUACCGUAGGGGACUCAGCGUUACGCCAUCUUUGUGCUUUCAUUUUCGACUUUUAACCAUCCGGUUCACUAAUAACGAGAUGCCGUUAGACACGGUCCUGUGCCUGGACACGUCCGGCUCCAUGGCGGGGAAGGGCAUGCUGGAGCUGCGGAAAGCCGUGCGACAGUUCCUGACGGGCGUGGAGCAGACGGCGACUCAGACGGGGCUGAAGGAGAACGUGGCCGUGGUGGAGUUCGGAGGGGGAGUCCGGAUCGUCCAACACCUCACCAACGACUACAGACGUGUGCAAAGGGCUGUUGAUAACCUGAAACCAGGAGGGACAACUCCGAUGUUUGAAGGUUUGAUGGAAGCACUGAAGGAACUUGUACAGAAUGGUGGCGUGCUUUUACUGCCUGGUGGGAUCAGGAUGACGCCUCGGGUCAUCUUGAUGACUGACGGAAGACCUGACGACAAGGAAAAAGUGAUAUUAGCAGCGGCUGCUUUCAGUCGCGAAGGCUACCAGCAGGUUGGGCUGCCCUAUCCCGUACCCAUCGCCUGUGUGGGCUGUGGCUCGGGGGUGGACGUGCCUCUUCUGGCAGCCAUUGCGGCCGCCACAAACGGAAUGUUCGCUAUCGGAGACGUCAGCGAGAUGUCCGGAUUUUUCCUCAAGCAGGUUUUGCUUAUUCGGUUUGCGCUGCAGUUUGCCCAUGACAUGAACAAGUUGCGAAACUUGAUUCUUCUGAGGCAGUUUUUGCAACAAAUGGGAGAAAAUGUCAGCGAGGAAGAGGCGAUCGCCUUGCGGGCCCUUCUGCUUGCAAUGAUUGUUGUUGCCGCGGACGACUCUGAUGAUGACAGCCCACGUGUCAUAACAGCCCAACCUUCAGCUUCGUCUCGAAUCGUCCUCACCGAAACUACACUGCUCAGAGAUAACAGUGACCGUGACGAGAUUAACCAUUGCAUGCACUGCUGCAUCUCGCUGUUCUUCCCCCUAUGGAUCUGUGUCUGGUGUUACCUGUGCUGCAAGGAAGCAGAGGCACAGUGAUUAGUGAUAGAAGAGGCAACGUACUUGGACAACCCUUAGCUGUACAAGAUACUAGUAGACUUCACACUAAUCACAGUUCAUGAGACUAUUGUCUUAUACAACAUUUUCAAGCA